Molecule: messenger RNA, 1679 nt
Organism: Humulus lupulus (European hop)
Lineage: Eukaryota; Viridiplantae; Streptophyta; Magnoliopsida; Rosales; Cannabaceae
Product: NAC domain-containing protein 7
Exons: 4
Biological process (GO): regulation of DNA-templated transcription
Molecular function (GO): DNA binding
Source: RefSeq, a predicted model, not a curated record
GUCAUGAUGAUAUAUAUAAGUACACAUUUAUAUAUAGCUUCUACACUUCAAGGUUUUUGUGGUCAUGGAAUUAUUAAGAAGAAUUGUUCAUUUAUCUUUGAUCUGGUGUAACAUAUUAUUGGCUGAAUUUGGAAGAAGAGAGAAUACGUACGUACGUAGUUAAGUAGCAUGAAUACAUUUUCACAUGUACCACCGGGUUUCAGAUUUCAUCCCACAGAUGAGGAACUUGUGGAUUACUACCUUAGAAAAAAGAUUGCUUCUAAAAGAAUAGAUCUCGAUGUCAUCAAAGAUGUUGAUCUUUACAAGAUUGAGCCAUGGGAUCUUCAAGAAUUGUGCAAAAUAGGAAGUGAAGAGCAAAAUGAAUGGUACUUUUUUAGCCACAAAGAUAAGAAAUACCCAACGGGAACACGCACAAAUAGAGCAACGAAGGCAGGUUUCUGGAAGGCAACAGGAAGAGACAAGGCCAUAUAUGCGAGGCAAAGCCUGAUUGGGAUGAGAAAGACUUUGGUUUUUUAUAAAGGCCGAGCCCCUAAUGGUCAGAAGUCUGACUGGAUCAUGCAUGAGUAUCGACUUGAAACCAACGAGAAUGGAACUUCUCAGGCAUAAGGAUGGGUUGUGUGUAGGGUUUUCAAGAAGCGGAUGGCAACCGUGAGAAAAGCCGGGGACUACGAUUCGCCGCCGUGUUGGUACGACGACCAAGUCUCCUUCAUGCAGACGGAGCUUGAAUCGCCAAUGAGAUCAGUCUCUCAUCAUCAUCAUCACCAUCACGGCCCCGGAGCCUUCGCAUCAUCAUACCACCAAAAUCACUACCCAAAUUGCAAGCAAGAGCUGGAGCUUCAUCAGUUCAACAUGCCCGCAGCAGCUGUAGUUGCCGAUCCUUUUUUCCAACUCCCUCAGCUAGAGAGCCCCAAGUUACCCUUCUCGGGCAGUACUAGCACCACCACCACUACUGCCGAAGAUCAUCUCCAUCAUCAUCAAGGUCAUCACCAUAAUCACCAUAUCAAUCACCAAAACAGUAGUAGUUUGAUGAUCAUGAGUAAUGGAUCACUGUUUAGCAACGAACAUGCUGUUGACCAAUUCGCUCCUAAUGCGACUACGGAUUGGAGGGUUCUUGACAAGUUUGUUGCUUCUCAACUCAGCCAUGACGAACAAGUUAUCACUGCUGCGGCUGCGGGUUCGGGUGCGGGUGUACCGCUCUUUCAUGUGACUCAUCAACACGUGAUCAACAACUUGCUGGGCGGUGAUGAUGAUGAUCAUGAACAGCAGCUUCUGGAGCUCAAAAGCUCAGAAAUGGCACACGACUAUGUCUCCACGUCGACCUCAACCAGUUGCCAGACUGAUCUGUGGAAGUAAUUAAUGCAUGAAGAUUAUAUAUAUAUAUAUUAACUAAAAUACAGUAAUUAGAUAUGAUAUAUUGAUACAUAUAUAUAUAUACUAAUUAAUCAUAGGAGUUUAUAAGUAAAGGGAAGAGGGAAUGAUAAGAAGGAAUAUUGGUACUAUAAUAUUGGACAUGGCCUGUAUAUAAUAAGAAUGGAAUACCUCUACGUACGUACGAACAUUGCAUUAUUAGCAAUUCGACUUUUUGGGGCCUUUUGUGUAAUAUUUGAGAGGACUAGUAAUUUGACACCAAUAUAUAUGAAUAUAUAUUAUAUAUCUUAAAAAAAAUAAUGUUGAUAAUA